Capsella rubella is the source of this 1633-nucleotide messenger RNA. RefSeq lists its product as uncharacterized. Lineage: Eukaryota; Viridiplantae; Streptophyta; Magnoliopsida; Brassicales; Brassicaceae. The record is from RefSeq and is a predicted model, not a curated record. The transcript is spliced from 4 exons. Bases 312 to 1286 code for a protein of 324 amino acids. Gene Ontology annotation, molecular function: RNA binding.
UGAACAAAUAUGUCGCUCUCUCUUCGUCACCGUGCACGAUAUCACCGCCGCCGUGAAUUCUUAGUUUUCCGACUAUAGUUUUUUUCCGGCGACGAAGAUUUAUCCAUCUAAAGGUUCUUAGAUCUAUUAUUUCUCAGUUAUACUCAAUUUCGUGAAAACAAGAACCCCCGAGACAGAGACGAAGAGACUCUGAGACUAGAUCCUCUGUUUCUGAGGACUUCGCUUAUCAGAUUCUUGUUUCCUUACCCAGCCGAGUUAAACCAACGGGUCAAUUCCGAUUAUUUCUCUCACAAGUCAAUCAAAAGGAUGUUAUGUUAGCUUUGCUCACUCAUCGAUUUCUCAGAAGUCCCAAAUGGACUUGUGGACUCUUCUUGCUUCAGAAUCAGUUCUCUAAUUACUCCAUUUAUGUAAAGUCAAGACCUUUUCUACAAGUUCCAUGUGAUUCAACUCAGAAGCAGAAUCUAUUUGCUUAUGAUGGUGUGUUUAAUAGACGUUACAUGAGUAAUUCAACUAUAGAGCUAAGAACAGAUGAUAAUGUGGUGAGGUUUGCUUUCAACAAUGUCAGUGGUGGUAACAGUGUUGUGCCUACAAGGCAAGAGAAGAAAUGGAGAAAGGCUAAAAUGUCAAAAAAGUCUAUAGUGAAUGAGUUGAGGUUUUAUCGUCUUAAGGCGAAAAAGAAGAUGAAUUCGCCGAAUCCUGAAGUUAGAAUUCGAUAUAAGCUUGAAAAGGCCAAGAGGAAAGAAGAAUGGUUGAUUGAGAAACUGAGGAAAUACGAUGUUCCGAAAUCACCAGCGGAGGUCUAUGAUCCAGAAAUUUUGACUGAAGAAGAGCAGCAUUACCUAAAACGUACAGGUGAGAAGAGAAAGAACUUUGUUCUUGUCGGGAGACGAGGAGUGUUUGGAGGCGUGGUUCUGAAUUUGCACCUUCACUGGAAAAAGCAUGAGACUGUUAAAGUUAUUUGCAAACCCUGCAACAAACCGGGGCAGGUUCAUGAGUAUGCAGAAGAGCUUGCUCGGUUGAGUAAAGGCAUUGUGAUUGAUGUCAAACCUAACAAUACCAUAGUUUUGUACCGUGGGAAAAAUUACGUGAGACCGGAAGUUAUGUCUCCUGUUGAUACCCUCUCUAAAGAUAAGGCUUUGGAGAAAUAUCGGUAUGAGCAAUCGCUUGAACAUACCAGUGAGUUCAUAGAGAAGCUGGAGAAAGAGCUUGAAGAGUACCAGAAGUAUGUUACUCGGCACAAGAAGAAGCGAGAUGAAGAAGCAGAUUCGAAGAACAAAGCAGUAUAAGUCUUCCUGUCUCUCUUUUCAGAGAUUUACUAGCCUCAAAAGUCCAAAUUUUCCUUGUCCUGAUUUGGUACAAAGAGUUUUGUACUCUGUCCAUGGGUUUGGUUUGACUAGACCAUGUUGUACCAACUGGCUGUAGGAUCAGACUAGAGAAGUCGAUGUAAGAUGUGUAGCCAAAACAUCCAAAUUGUGCGUUAGUUGGUAACUAACCGUGAUGACACGAUCAACGUUGGAUAAUCGUAAGCUAAAGUUGAUCACUUUUACUAAUUUAGUCUGUUUGUCUUAAACAUCAGUAUCACAAGUCAGUUUUUGUAUUUGAGAACCAAGUAUGGUCCAAUGGUUUCUUUGAA